Gasterosteus aculeatus aculeatus (three-spined stickleback) is the source of this 1583-nucleotide messenger RNA. RefSeq names its product transmembrane protein 183A (gene tmem183a). Gene Ontology annotation, molecular function: protein binding. Gene Ontology annotation, cellular component: SCF ubiquitin ligase complex. Lineage: Eukaryota; Metazoa; Chordata; Actinopteri; Perciformes; Gasterosteidae. The record is from RefSeq and is a predicted model, not a curated record. Gene Ontology annotation, biological process: regulation of protein stability.
AAGUUAUGUCAUUCCAUGAUGGCCGAAGAUCCUGGUGGAACAAUUUUCAAUUGCUUUCAAUUUUUUCUUUCUUUCUCUCUACCUCAGCUUGCCAUAGAGACAUGGCAGGAACCACGUGCACGUUAAGCGUUCGCAGAUCAUUCGUGUCAACAUGCCCAAGAAAGGGAACCGAAAACGGCUGAAAUUUAGAGCUGGGGACGUUUUUUCGGAAUCAGUGACAGUUGCCGAUUACGCUGAUGCCGACCCAGCAGUUGUGAAGUCAGGGAGGGUGAAGAAGGCUGUUGCAAAUGCAGUCGAGAAAGAAGUAAAAUUACUCUGUGGCCUGGAGGCAUCUCAGGGUGCUGUAGAGGAGGUCCUAUCGUCUUCACUGAGUGUCAAAGAGGAUGGUUUGGACAGCAGUGAUGACCUGGACCCAGAAGAAGAUGGAGAGCAUGAUACUAAAGUGGCACACAAGAAGAAGAACAAGAGGAGAAAGGAGAGCAGUGAGAGCAGUUAUGGGGGGGAGUAUCCAGUGGAUGUCUGGUUAAUGCUCGCCUCCUAUAUUCGGCCAGAGGAUGUGGGCAGAUUUGCUCUAAUCUGUAGGAAUGCCUGGACAGUCACAUGCACCGCUGCCUUUUGGACAAGGCUCUACCGAAGGCACUACAAGAUUGAUGCUGAUCUACCAUUCCGCCUCAAGCCCGACUGCAUUGACAGGAUGUGCUCUCUACGUGCCCGUGUGAUUCGCUCGCUUUUCCAUUUGUACAAGCCAUUCAGCCUGCGUGUCUCAAAGAUUCCUGCUCUGCCAGAGUCCACACCAACAACCUUGCUCAACUCCAAGUGUUUAUUGUUCUGGGUCACAAAGGUGUCAGGGACUCGGCCUGAGCAAUUGUGGGAGUUCAACUUCAAGUUUCUUAAGCAGCAAAGACACAGUAAAAAUGGUUGUGCCAAGUCUUUGUACAUGCCCAGACAAUACGAAGAUGUCCACACAAACCCAGACUCUGACUGCUACGUGCUUCAGGUCACCACACUCAACUUCAUCUUCACCCCUGUGGUCAUGGGCAUGAUACUCUCCCUGUUCACAAUCAACGUUAGCACAGACAUGCGCCACCACCGCGUUCGUCUGAUGUUCCAGGACACGCCACUCCAGCGGUGGAAGAAGAGGGGGGAUCAGGGCGGGACCCAGGUGGUGCUGGAUCCAGUACACAGCGUAAAGCUCAUGGACUGGUGGCACCCACACUACCCCUCCUCACCCUACAUUUAGGAAUACUGUCCUGUCAGCCCUUCUCGCUUGCCAAUCAUCAGAAAUUCAAUAUGGGAGGACUCGGCAAACCCCUGGAAUGUAUUCAUUCACAUUUUAUUCAACAUUUCACAAUUUUAUUGUCAUUGUCUGAUGUUAAAUAAAUCCCAGGUUGACUGGCCUGAGUUUGAAUGUUAAACUCUAUCCUCCUAAACUACUAUUCCAGUGAAACAGAAACAUUAACCGCAGUCAGAGAACUGGCGUUCAACUUGCUGAUGUAGCUGUCAAACCUUCGGUGGUCUUCACAAUCACUCAGUUACACACAUGCCUCCUGCGAAAUGUCAAUUAAACCACAUUACAGAACUGA